Messenger RNA from Pelodiscus sinensis (Chinese soft-shelled turtle), 1095 nucleotides. Its product is annotated as olfactory receptor 5AR1-like. The record is from RefSeq and is a predicted model, not a curated record. Gene Ontology annotation, biological process: G protein-coupled receptor signaling pathway. Gene Ontology annotation, cellular component: membrane. Lineage: Eukaryota; Metazoa; Chordata; Testudines; Trionychidae. Gene Ontology annotation, molecular function: olfactory receptor activity; G protein-coupled receptor activity.
AUGGAAGAGGGAAAUCACUCGGUGGUGACUGAGUUCAUUCUCUCAGGACUCACAGAUCGUCCAGAGCUGCAGCUCCCCCUGUUUUGGGUGUUCCUCCUGAUUUAUGUUCUCACUCUGGUGGGAAAUGGGGGAAUGAUCUUGUUAAUUAUGAGUGACCCCCGACUCCACACCCCCAUGUACUUUUUCCUUGGGAAUUUGUCUUUCUGUGAUCUCUGCUAUCCCUCAGUAAUUGCCCCUAAGAUGCUGCAAAUUUUCUUAGCUGAGCAGAAAAGCAUUUCUCACACUGCCUGUGCUGUGCAAAUGUAUUUCUUUAUCGCUUUUCAAGAUAUUGAGUGUUUCUUGCUGGCUGUGAUGGCGUAUGACCGUUAUAUGGCCAUCUGUAACCCGCUGCUCUAUAUGGUCACCAUGUCCAGACAGCGUUGUAACCUGCUGCUGGCUGGGGUGUAUGUGGUGGGCUUGGUAGAUUCUAUGACACACACGUGUCUGACAUUCAGGCUAUCAUUCUGCGGCUCCAGCAUCAUCAAUCAUUUCUUCUGUGACAUGCCCCCGCUGCUGGCGCUCUCCUGCUCUGACACCCGCAUCAAUGAGAUCGUGAUGUUUGCCUUCACGUGCUUCAUUACUCUGAACAGCGGUGUGACCAUUCUCCUGUCCUAUGUCUAUAUCUUCUCCACGAUCCUGCAGAUCCGCUCUGCCGAGGGCCGACGCAAAGCCUUCUCCACCUGCACUUUCCACUUGAUUGCGGUGGUCAUAUUUUAUGGCAGUCUCCUAUUUACGUAUUUACGACCCACCUCCAGCUAUUCCAUGGACGUAGACAAAAUAGCCUCCGUGUUCUACACACUGGUGAUCCCUUUUUUGAACCCCCUCAUCUACAGCCUGAGGAACACAGAGGUGAAGGAUGCUCUGAGGAAAGCAAUGAAAAAACUCCAGAGGAGAAACCUCUUUUUCUCUUUGCUCAUGGCAUCAACACCAUUUGAAGGGGAUAAAAAGGCCCACUGGACUGGGGGAAGCUUUGGGCUGAAAGGCAUCCACCUGUUAAGACUGCAAAAGCAGGUGGUGAUAUAUAUCUUUGCUUUCAAUUCGUUUAGUUUGAGGUGA